AUGGCAUCUAUCUUAGAAUCAUUUUUGAAAAUUUUUACAGAUUUUACAGCUGCAAUGUACACGCUAUGUUUAAUAAUAAGUUUAGCAAUUGUAGUGCUAGUGAUUUAUAUUGUAACUAAACCAACUGAAUCAGAAAAGCUAGAACAAAGAUUAAGAGAAGAGAGGCUUUUAAGAGAAGAAAGAGAGAGAUAUGAGCAGGAACAAAAGGAGAAAAAAGAAGAAAACGAGAAAUAA
Vairimorpha ceranae is the source of this 234-nucleotide messenger RNA. RefSeq lists its product as hypothetical. The transcript has a single exon. NCBI's taxonomy places the organism in Eukaryota, Fungi, Microsporidia, Nosematidae. The record is from RefSeq and is a predicted model, not a curated record. Bases 1 to 234 code for a protein of 77 amino acids.